Molecule: messenger RNA, 3213 nt
Organism: Lodderomyces jiufengensis
Lineage: Eukaryota; Fungi; Ascomycota; Pichiomycetes; Serinales; Debaryomycetaceae
Product: ENA1
Exons: 2
Coding region: 1-3213 (1070 amino acids)
Biological process (GO): intracellular calcium ion homeostasis; calcium ion transmembrane transport
Cellular component (GO): plasma membrane
Molecular function (GO): P-type calcium transporter activity; ATP hydrolysis activity; ATP binding
Source: RefSeq, a predicted model, not a curated record
AUGUGGAAAAUAAAGUCGUUAAAUAGUGAAGAUAUAACAAAUAGAGAUGGUUCGUCAAUUGGUCAGAAAAAUGAAAUUCAAAGCAGUGAAAAACAAUCGGAUCUCACAAAGAAUCAAUUAAGUAGAUCAAAUACUAUUGAUUUAGAACCUUAUAGAUUAUCAAUAAAAGAUGUUUCUAAAUUAUUUGAAACUGAUUUGAAAUUAGGUUUAACUGAUUCUCAAGCUAAUGCUAAUUUACAUGAAUUUGGUAAGAAUAAUUUAGGUAAAGAAGAAACCAUUUCUAUCACUAAAAUUUUAGCUCAUCAAAUUUUUAAUGCUAUGAUCUUAGUUUUAAUUAUUUCAAUGAUUAUUGCUUUAGCUAUUAGAGAUUGGAUUUCUGGUGGUGUUAUUGGGUUUGUUAUUGGUAUAAAUAUUUUUGUUGGAUUUAUUCAAGAAUUUAAAGCUGAAAAAACAAUGGGUUCAUUAAGAAAUUUAAGUUCACCAGAAGCAAGAGUUGUUAGAAAUGGUAUUGAACAAAAUAUUGAUGCUGAAGAAGUUGUACCUGGUGAUAUUGUUCAUAUUAAAGUUGGUGAUACUGUUCCUGCAGAUUUAAGAUUAAUUGAAAAUUUAAAUUUAGAAACUGAUGAAGCAAUGUUAACUGGUGAAUCUUUACCAAUUGCAAAAGAUUGUGAAGAAAUUUUUAUAACUGAUGAACCAAUUCCAGUUGGUGAUAGGAUUAAUAUGGCUUUUAGUUCAUCUAUUGUUGCCAAAGGUAGAGGUGUUGGUAUUGUUGUUGCUACUGCAUUAGAUACAGAAAUUGGUAGAAUUGCAGAUUCUUUAAAGAACAGUGAUGAUAAAUUAAUUGUUAAAGUUGAAAAACCAAGUUUUAAAAAUUAUUUUUAUGCAUUUUGGAAAUCAACUUUAAAUAUUAUUUUAAAUGUUUUAGGUACAAAUGUUGGUACCCCAUUACAAAGAAGAUUAGCUUGGCUAGCUAUUUUAUUAUUUUGGGUUGCUGUUAUAUUUGCAAUUGUUGUUAUGGGUUCACAAAAAAUGAAUGUUAAUAGAAAUGUUGCAAUUUAUGCAAUUUGUGUUGCAUUAUCAAUGAUUCCUUCUUCAUUAAUUGUUGUUUUAACUAUUACAAUGGCUAUUGGUGCUCAAGUUAUGGUUACAAAAAAUGUUAUUGUACGUAAAUUAGAUUCAUUAGAAGCUUUAGGUGGUAUAAAUGAUAUUUGUUCAGAUAAAACUGGUACUUUAACUUUAGGUAAAAUGAUUGCUAAAAAAGUUUGGAUUCCAAAUUUUGGUAGUUUUAAUGUUGAAAAUUCAAAUGAACCAUAUAAUCAUACUAUUGGUGAAGUUAAAUUUAAUGAAAUGUCACCAAAACAAAUUGAUGAUGUUGAUGAAGAAAUCAGUUUUAGUUCAGAUUUACCAAAUGAUUCAAAUCUUUAUUUGAAAAAUUGGUUAGAUACUGCUACUUUAGCUAAUAUUGCAAAAGUUAAAGAAGUUGAUGGUGAAUGGGAAGCUCAUGGAGAUCCAACUGAAAUUGCUAUAAAUGUAUUUACAAGAAGAUUAAAUUAUGAAAGAGAUGAUUUAAUUUCUAAUAAUAAAUUAAAUUUUAUUUCUGAAUUUCCAUUUGAUUCAUCAAUUAAAAGAAUGUCAACUAUUUAUGAAAAUCCAAAUGGUGAAACUAGAAUUUAUUCAAAAGGAGCAGUGGAAAGAGUUUUAGAUAUAUGUUCAAAUUGGUAUCAAGAUGAUAAAUUAAUUCCCCUUACUGAAGAUUCAAUUCAAUUAAUUGAAGCUAAUAUGAAUUCAUUAUCAUCACAAGGUCUAAGAGUUUUAGCAUUUGCUUCAAAAGAAUUAAAUCCAACCAAAACAGAUUUAAAUUCAAGAGAUCAAGUUGAAGCUGGUUUAACAUUUUUGGGGUUAAUUGGUAUAUAUGAUCCACCAAGACCAGAAUCUCGUAAAUCAGUUCAAUUGUGUCAUCAUGCAGGUAUAAAUGUCCAUAUGUUAACUGGUGAUCAUCCAGGAACUGCAAGAGCAAUAGCUCAAGAAGUUGGUAUUUUACCUCAUAAUUUAUAUCAUUAUGCUAAAGAAGUUGUCCAAGCUAUGGUUAUGACUGCAAAUGAAUUUGAUUCUUUAACAGAUGAACAAAUUGAUGAAUUACCAGUAUUACCUUUAGUUAUUGCACGUUGUGCACCACAAACUAAAGUUCGUAUGAUUGAAGCAUUACAUAGAAGAAAAAAAUUCGUUGCAAUGACAGGUGAUGGAGUUAAUGAUUCCCCAUCAUUAAAAAAAGCAGAUGUUGGUAUAGCUAUGGGUAUGAAUGGAUCAGAUGUUGCAAAAGAUGCUUCUGAUAUUAUAUUAACUGAUGAUAAUUUUGCAUCAAUUUUGAAUGCUAUAAAAGAAGGUAGAAGAAUGUCAUCAAAUAUUCAAAAAUUUGUAUUACAAUUAUUAGCUGAAAAUGUAGCACAAGCUAUAUAUUUAAUGGUUGGUUUAGUAUUUAUGGAUAAUGAUGGUUUUUCAGUUUUUCCCUUAGCACCAGUUGAAGUAUUAUGGAUUAUUGUUGUUACUUCAUGUUUCCCAGCUAUGGGAUUAGGUCAAGAAAAAGCUCAACAUGAUAUUUUGGAUUUACCACCAAAUAAAACAAUUUUUACAAAAGAAGUAAUGAUUGAUAUGUUUGCUUAUGGAAUAUGGAUGGCUGCUUGUUGUUUAGCCGUAUUUGUUAUUGUUGUUUAUGGAGCUGGUGAUGGUCAAUUAGGAUCUGAUUGUAAUACUACUUCAGGUACAAAUUGUAAUUUAGUUUUCAGAGGUAGAGCAGCUGCAUUUUCUGCUUUUACUUGGUGUGCAUUAUUAUUAGCUUGGGAAUGUAUUCAUUUAAGAUUAUCAUUUUUUAAAAUGCAUCCAGAAUCUGAAAAAUCUUGGGUUAUGCAAUUAAUUGGAGAUUUAUGGGAAAAUCAAUUUUUAUUUUGGUCAAUUAUUGGAGGAUUUGUUUCAGUUUUUCCAGUCAUUUUUAUUCCAGUUAUAAAUGAUAUUGUAUUUCAACAUAAACCAAUUGGUUGGGAAUUUGGAUUAGCUAUUGGAUUUACUAUUUUAUUUUUAUUAGGUGCUGAAUUGUGGAAAUGGAUGAAAAGAAUUUAUUUGAGGAAAUUUAUUUCCAAAUCUUCUGGUUUAGUUGAAGCUAAUGAUCCAUUUGAACAAUAUGAAACUUUUAGUAAGAAUAAUACUUUAGUUGUUUAA